This is a messenger RNA of Nelumbo nucifera (sacred lotus), 2483 nucleotides long. RefSeq names its product phosphatidylinositol/phosphatidylcholine transfer protein SFH12-like. The record is from RefSeq and is a predicted model, not a curated record. Lineage: Eukaryota; Viridiplantae; Streptophyta; Magnoliopsida; Proteales; Nelumbonaceae.
AAAACAUAUUAUAGGACUGGACUUCUUUGGGCUUGGAAUGUGGAUUUUGGACCCACGCGAUGUAUCGAACAACCAUAAACCAUUGCCGGGAAAAAGCAAGACGUUUUGGGUUUGGCCGUUGGGAAUUAUUAGUUAAUUUCGGUUGGGUGGGAAAUGCUGUUAAGAUUUGAAUGGAGUGGGCUUGCAUAUCGGUGACUCCCCCCAUCUGGCCAUCUCUCUCUCUCACUCACUCACUCACUCAAAACAGAAACAGAAAGCGAGAAGUGCAUGCCAAGAGACUCCGUCAAGAAAAGAAGCAAACCCGCAAAUCUCAUCGCUUCCUCCUCGAUGUCGUUGGGCGUUUUUAGAGAGGAUUAUUCGGUCAUUUAUACCUUCUCUUCACCUAAGCAAAGACGGUUUUUUCCUGCAGAGGCAUUUGGCGCCGGCAGUUCUUGAUGUGAGUGCAUGAUUCUCCUGCCCUUUGCUUGUCUGACGGAAACAAAUCAUAAAGGAGAAAAUGUGUGACGUAAUGUCCGCCAGACCUGGGGAUGAAAGACCCAUAGUUGAAAGCUUAGAGGAUGAGAAGAAGAAUAGGAUGGGGUCUCUGAGGCAGAUAUCUGCUAAUUCCUCCACCAAGUUGAGGAACUCCCUGUCAAAAAAGGGUAGGAGAAGCAGCAAAGUUAUGGAUGUUUCCAUUGAGGAUGUGCAUGAUGCAGAGGAGUCAAAGGCAGUGGAUGCACUCCGACAAGCACUCAUCUUGGAAGAAUUAUUGCCCUCAAGACACGAUGAUUAUCAUAUGAUGCUCAGGUUUUUGAAGGCCAGAAAAUUUGAUACUGAGAAAACAAAGCAAAUGUGGACUGACAUGAUUCGGUGGAGGAAGGAAUUUGGUGCUGACACAAUCAUGGAGGAUUUUGAGUUUGAGGAACUCAAUGAAGUGCUUGAACACUAUCCCCAAGGACAUCAUGGAGUUGAUAAGGAAGGACGUCCUGUUUACAUUGAGAAACUGGGUCAAGUUGAUCCCAUCAAGCUGCUGCAAGCUACAAGCAUGGAGCGAUAUGUGAAGUAUCAUGUCCGGGAGUUUGAAAGAACUUUUGCUGUUAAGUUCCCAGCAUGCUCAAUUGCAGCAAAAAAACACAUCGACCAGAGCACAACAAUCCUGGAUGUGCAAGGAGUGGGACUAAAAAAUUUCAACAAAGCUGCAAGGGAUCUUGUUGUGGCCCUUCAGAAGAUUGACGGUGAUAAUUAUCCUGAGACAUUGUGCCGCAUGUUUAUAAUCAAUGCUGGUUCAGGAUUUAGACUGUUGUGGAACACAAUUAAGUCUUUUCUCGAUCCUAAGACUACUGCAAAGAUCCAUGUUCUUGGAAAUAAGUUCCAGAGCAAGUUACUUGAAGUAAUUGAUGCCAGUGAGUUGCCAGAUUUCUUGGGUGGUACUUGUACCUGUGCUGAACAUGGUGGCUGCAUGCGUUCUGAUAAGGGUCCAUGGAAGGACCCAGAAAUACUGAAGAUGAUCCAAAAUGGUCAUGUCACAUGUACAACAAAGACCACUACUCCAGGAACUGAUGAGAAGACAAUUCCAGAGGAAGAGAUAGUCUACCCAAAGAGAUGUGAUUCAGUCCAAUCAGACAAAGGUACUGAUGUUGAAGAUAUGCGAUCUCGCUCUUCUAAAAUUCCAAGGGAGGAUAUACGCCAUCCAGAACUAUCUCCUGUUCGUGAAGAAGUUAAAGUUAGCCAAAAUGGUCCUAGAAACUUUGAGUAUGAUGACCUUAUUCCAAUAGUGGAUAAGGCUGUUGAUGCAACAUGGCAUAAAAUUGUACAAAGCGACGAUCUUGCCCUCUCAAAAGUUUCAGGCUAUUUCCCUAUAAAUGAUGUUUGCAACAAGGCUCCUGAGGGCGGUAGCAAUCAGAUCUUUACUGGGCUCAUGGCCUUUGUUAUGGGCAUUGUUACUAUGAUCCGAUUGACUCGCACCAUGCCAAAGAAGCUCACUGAUGCCAACCUUUACUCCAGUCCUAUUUACUAUGUUGACCCAAUGAUUAAAGACCAAUCCCAGUUGUCUGGGCCUUCUAUCUCUGAAACUCAAUACCUGUCCAUCAUGAAGCGCAUGGAUGAACUAGAAGAGAAAGUGACUGUUCUCAGUAUGAAACCUGCAGAAAUGUCAGCCGAGAAGGAAGAAAUGCUUAAUGCUGCUGUAAGGCGUAUUGAAGCCCUGGAACAAGAGCUUAUGGCAACCAAGAAGGCUCUUGAGGAUGCCCUCGUCCGACAGGAGGAUAUCGUUGCUUACCUUGAUAAAAAGAAGAAGAAGAAGAAGCUGAGCCUGUUCAGCAUGUGAAAGGAAGAGAUACUGGAUAUCGUGUGAUGCUCAGAACAGAAACAGGAAAACUUGUUAAUCUGACGGUGGUAGUGAUUUCCAGUUAUCCAAAGCCACCAAAUGCCCUCUGAUUUUUAUCUUCAUUAAUAUCAAUAACAUUUAUUCAACGGUUUUGGUUGAAUACGCAUUUUUCCAUUUA